Molecule: messenger RNA, 6594 nt
Organism: Cricetulus griseus (Chinese hamster)
Lineage: Eukaryota; Metazoa; Chordata; Mammalia; Rodentia; Cricetidae
Source: RefSeq, a predicted model, not a curated record
CACAGCUGGGACGUGGGCCCGGGACCUGAGGACUCAGUUGGGAGCCGGCGCCGGCCGCGCCCGCCGAGGCCUCCGCUGCGAUCCACACGUCCCAGGGUCUGUCCGCGCUAUCUACCAUGGCCGUGCGCCCCAUGCGCCGCUGCCUACAGGCGCUCGUACUAUGCUUCUCCUUGGGGGCUAUGGCGGUGGUCGCCUCGAAGCCAGGGGCAGGCUGUCCAAGCCGCUGCCUGUGCUUCCGUACCACCGUGCGCUGCAUGCAUCUGUUGCUGGAGGCCGUACCCGCUGUGUCGCCGCAGACCUCCAUUCUGGAUCUUCGGUUCAACAGAAUCAGAGAGAUCCAACCUGGGGCAUUCAGGAGGCUGAGGAACUUGAACACACUGCUUCUCAACAAUAACCAGAUCAAGAGGAUUCCCAGCAGUGCAUUUGAGGACCUGGAGAACCUAAAAUACCUCUAUUUGUACAAGAAUGAGAUCCAGUCAAUUGACAGGCAAGCAUUUAAGGGACUUGCCUCUCUAGAGCAACUGUACCUGCACUUCAAUCAGAUAGAAACUCUGGACCCAGAAUCCUUCCAGCACCUCCCGAAGCUGGAGAGACUAUUUUUGCAUAACAACCGUAUCACACACUUAGUUCCUGGGACAUUCAGCCAUUUGGAAUCCAUGAAACGACUGCGAUUGGACUCAAAUGCGCUUCACUGUGACUGUGAAAUACUAUGGUUGGCAGAUCUGCUGAAGACAUAUGCCCAAUCUGGGAAUGCACAGGCAGCAGCCACCUGCGAGUAUCCCAGGCGCAUCCAAGGACGCUCAGUGGCUACCAUCACUCCAGAAGAGCUAAACUGUGAACGGCCUCGGAUCACAUCAGAGCCACAGGAUGCAGAUGUCACAUCGGGGAACACAGUGUACUUCACCUGCAGGGCUGAGGGCAACCCCAAACCUGAGAUCAUCUGGCUUCGAAAUAAUAAUGAGCUGAGCAUGAAGACAGAUUCACGCUUAAACUUGCUGGAUGAUGGCACGCUGAUGAUCCAGAACACACAGGAGGCAGAUGAGGGUGUCUACCAGUGCAUGGCAAAAAAUGUGGCUGGAGAGGCGAAAACACAUGAAGUGACCCUCAGGUACUUGGGUUCUCCAGCCCGACCCACUUUUGUAAUCCAGCCGCAGAACACUGAGGUACUGGUAGGCGAGAGUGUCACUUUGGAGUGCAGUGCCACAGGCCACCCUCUGCCACAGAUCACCUGGACAAGAGGUGACCGGACACCCUUGCCAACUGACCCUCGAGUGACUAUCACUCCCUCUGGAGGACUGUAUAUACAGAACGUCGAACAGAGUGACAGUGGGGAGUACACAUGCUUUGCAUCCAACAGUGUGGACAGCAUCCAUGCCACAGCCUUCAUCAUUGUACAAGCCCUUCCUCAGUUCACUGUGACUCCUCAGAGCAGAGUGGUCAUAGAAGGACAGACUGUGGAUUUCCAGUGUGAAGCUAAGGGCUACCCUCAACCAGUCAUCGCCUGGACUAAGGGAGGGAGCCAGCUCUCAGUGGACAGGCGGCACCUGGUGCUAUCCUCAGGCACACUCAGGAUCUCCGGGGUCGCCCUGCAUGACCAGGGCCAGUAUGAGUGCCAGGCUGUCAACAUCAUUGGCUCCCAGAAGGUCGUGGCCCACCUGACUGUACAGCCCAGAGUCACCCCGGUGUUUGCCAGCAUCCCGAGUGACAUGACUGUAGAGGUGGGCACCAAUGUACAGCUGCCCUGUAGCUCCCAGGGGGAACCGGAGCCAGCCAUCACCUGGAACAAGGAUGGUGUUCAGGUAACAGAAAGUGGAAAAUUUCACAUCAGCCCUGAAGGAUUCUUGACUAUCAAUGAUGUUGGCACAGCGGAUGCAGGCCGCUAUGAGUGUGUAGCUCGGAACACAAUUGGAUAUUCCUCUGUCAGUAUGGUACUCAGUGUGAAUGUUCCUGAUGUAAGUCGAAAUGGGGAUCCAUAUGUUGCUACCUCUAUUGUUGAAGCCAUUGCAACUGUUGAUAGAGCCAUCAACUCUACACGGACACACUUAUUUGACAGCCGUCCUCAUUCUCCAAACGAUCUACUGGCCCUGUUCCGGUACCCACGGGACCCAUACACAGUGGGGCAAGCCCGGGCAGGAGAGAUUUUCGAGAGGACCCUGCAGCUGAUCCAGGAUCAUGUUCAGCAUGGCUUGAUGGUGGACUUGAAUGGAACAAGUUACCACUACAAUGAUCUGGUGUCCCCACAGUACCUGAGCCUUAUUGCCAACCUGUCAGGCUGCACCGCCCACCGCCGUGUGAACAACUGCUCAGACAUGUGCUUCCACCAGAAGUACAGGACGCAUGAUGGCACAUGCAACAACCUGCAGCACCCAAUGUGGGGCGCCUCGUUGACUGCCUUCGAGCGCCUGCUGAAGGCUGUGUAUGAGAAUGGAUUCAACACGCCCCGUGGCAUCAAUCCCCAGCGUCAGUAUAAUGGGCAUGUACUUCCCAUGCCCCGCCUGGUGUCCACCACACUGAUUGGGACAGAGGUAAUCACCCCUGAUGAACAGUUUACACACAUGUUGAUGCAGUGGGGCCAGUUCCUUGACCAUGACCUGGACUCCACAGUCGUGGCUCUGAGCCAGGCUCGGUUCUCUGACGGGCAGCAUUGCAGCAAUGUGUGCAGCAAUGACCCUCCCUGUUUCUCUGUCAUGAUUCCCCCCAAUGACCCCCGUGUGCGGAGUGGAGCCCGCUGCAUGUUCUUUGUGCGAUCGAGCCCCGUGUGUGGCAGCGGCAUGACAUCUCUGCUCAUGAACUCUGUGUACCCGCGAGAGCAGAUCAACCAGCUCACUUCCUACAUUGAUGCAUCCAAUGUGUAUGGCAGCACAGACCACGAAGCCCGCAGCAUCCGGGACCUGGCUAGUCAUCGUGGCCUGUUGCGUCAGGGCAUCGUGCAGAGGUCUGGCAAGCCUCUGCUUCCUUUUGCCACGGGGCCGCCCACUGAGUGCACACGGGAUGAGAAUGAGAGCCCCAUACCGUGCUUUCUGGCUGGUGACCACCGUGCUAAUGAGCAGCUGGGCCUGACCAGCAUGCACACACUCUGGUUCCGGGAGCACAACCGCAUUGCAGCAGAACUGCUGAAGCUAAACCCACACUGGGAUGGGGACACUGUCUACCAUGAGACUCGCAAGAUAGUGGGGGCAGAGAUACAGCACAUUACCUACCGGCACUGGCUACCCAAGAUCCUGGGGGAGGUGGGCAUGAAGAUGCUCGGAGAGUACCGAGGAUACGAUCCCAGCGUCAAUGCUGGCAUCUUUAAUGCCUUUGCCACUGCAGCCUUCAGGUUUGGCCAUACUCUGAUCAACCCUCUGCUCUACCGGCUGGACGAGAACUUUGAGCCCAUCCCACAGGGCCAUGUGCCCCUCCACAAGGCCUUCUUCUCACCAUUCCGGAUUGUCAAUGAGGGGGGCAUCGACCCACUUCUCCGAGGGCUGUUUGGAGUGGCAGGCAAGAUGAGAGUUCCCUCCCAGUUGUUGAACACGGAGCUCACAGAGAGGCUAUUCUCCAUGGCUCACACCGUGGCCCUUGACCUGGCUGCCAUCAAUAUCCAGCGAGGCCGGGACCAUGGCAUCCCACCUUACCAUGAUUACAGGGUCUACUGCAAUUUGUCAGCUGCUUACACUUUUGAGGACCUGAAAAAUGAGAUCAAGAGCCCCGAGAUCCGGGAGAAGCUGCAGAGGCUGUAUGGCUCAACUCUCAACAUUGAUCUGUUCCCGGCCCUCAUGGUGGAAGACCUGGUCCCUGGCAGCCGCUUGGGGCCCACACUCAUGUGCCUGCUCAGCACACAGUUCCGACGCCUUCGGGAUGGAGACAGGUUGUGGUAUGAGAACCCAGGCGUAUUCUCCCCCGCCCAGCUGACGCAGCUCAAGCAGACAUCCUUGGCUAGGAUCCUAUGUGACAACUCAGACAAUAUCACCCGUGUGCAGCAGGAUGUGUUCAGGGUGGCAGAGUUUCCACAUGGUUACAGCAACUGCGAGGACAUCCCCAGGGUGGACCUGCGAGUGUGGCAGGACUGCUGUGAAGACUGCAGGACCAGGGGACAGUUCAAUGCCUUCUCCUACCAUUUCCGAGGAAGACGGUCUCUGGAAUUCAGCUAUGAGGAGGAUAAGCCCACCAAGAGAGCAAGGCGGCAGAAGGCACUAAGCGUGAAAUAUGGCAAACAUCUCAGCAAUGCCACAUCAGCCACCCAUAAGCACUUGGAAGGACCAGCAACUAAUGAUUUAAAGAAGUUCAUUAUGGAAAUGCAAACGGUCAUCACAGACCUCAGAAAACAGAUAACCAGCCUGGAGUCUCGGCUCAGCACCACAGAGUGCGUGGACGACAGUGGUGAAUCCCAUAGCAACAACACAAAGUGGAAAAAGGACAGGUGCACAGUUUGUGAGUGCAAAAAAGGACAGGUCACCUGCUUUGUGGAAGCUUGCCAGCCUGCAGCCUGCCCAGAGCCUGUGAAACUGGAAGGUGCCUGCUGUCCUGUCUGCUUAAGGGACACAGAAGAGGAAAAGCCUUAGUGUCCCUGCGCUAAGCACCUCGAAGCUGGCCCAUAGAAUCCUUGUGAGCUUAGAUGGCAACAUGGGGAGCUUCAGACCACAGGAUAAGUUGGAAUCCCAGACAUUUCAGGACCUCCACUGUGUCGCCACUGAAGCAGCCCCGGCUGUGUUUGUAGAAGGAAAUUGAGUAUACAGGAGUGGCUCUGGUCCUCACUUCAUGUUAGACUUCUCAGGUUUUUAUUUAAUUAUUUUUAAAUGAAAAAUUGGUGCUACUAUCGAAUCACACAGUUAAGACAUGUGGGUUCCUAAAUUGUUUCUGCCUGAUGAUGCCACUUCUGUUUAAAUGAGGCAGGAGUCUUUGGCAAGGCUUCAUUUAAGCAGAAGUAUUUGGCAAAUGGAAUAGGAUUUCUUUUUUUUUAAUAACUUCCUGGGCCACAAUCCCCACAGGAACACUAGGGCUUCUUCCUAACACUCCUCCAUGUCCGCUAUCUUCACUUUAGGGCUCUUCAACAUCUGACUACAAUACCAAUACAACCCUGCAUCUUGGGACCAUGUCAGCCCUUCUACACAUGACUGUCACAUUAUCAUGCCACAUUUAGAAAUUAUCUUGUUUCAAUUUAGAAGGUGUGUAAAUACUGCCUUGCUGUAAACUGAAGGUGAAAUCCUUUGGUCUCAUGCCACAUCUAGUGACCUGAACAUCCCCUUGCAUUGGCAGGAUGGUCUUACAGCCACCACCUGCCUUGGUUCCUGACCAUAGUGUAGGGAGAGUGAUUCACUUUCCAGGUGACAGGAAAUAGGUGACACACAGGCAGAGCCUGAAUGUCUGAAAUCACAUUGUGUGAAUCCUUUAAAGGAAAAAACAAAUCCCUAUACCUCAUUUUUUAUUGCAUGAUGUUUUAUAAAAUUUGCCCAUUUUAGAUGUUAGAAAAAUUACUUCCACUAUGCAGAUUUUUUUUAAUUCAGUGUAAAGCAACUAUUAUACCUCAUAGUCUCUUGUUUUUAACUGACCAAAAUGUUCCAUUCUAUUCUCACAAGGUUCUGAGGACUCUCCCCUGAACAAGCAGGUCUCACCCUAUAUACACUGAUGUGCCCAGCACUGUAUGCCAGCCAUGUGGGCACAUCAAGAGGGUCACCCACCCAAUAGCUAGGGAAGAAGGGACACAGAAGAGUCAGUGCCACUUUGAGAAGGCAAAAUGGGUGCUAUUAUAGGAGACCAUGGUCAGGCAGGGUGAUGUUCAGCUCUUUGCAGCCCCUGACUUGCGUUGAGCAGUAAGGCCAUUUUGGUACAAUCUAUGUGUGAUCCUUAUGCUGACACGAAUACCUUCCCAGAGAUAGACACAAAGCCACAAAUGUAAGGCUGCUAGGCAAAGACAGAAUCCCAGCAUGGGUGUGUUCAUCGUGGAUUCACCACAUUGCGUAUGUAAAAGUGGUCACUGUGCCUUGCCCUCCUGUUGCUAAUGAUAUUCAGAAGCCAGUGGUCCAGCAUGGGUGGGCAUUUGUGAAAUAUUAAAUUGAACUUAGAGAUGAUGAGAUCUCAGAAUAGACUUCUGUGAAGUAGGAGACAUAACUGUGCCAUCUGAGUGAAAUCUGAUGGCGGUGUGGUUGUUCAGGCAUACCAAUGGCAGGAGAGCCUGUCCUGGGUAGCUGGUAUUUCACAUGAGCCCUGGGGGUAUGCCUUAUGCCAAGGCAAACAAGUGUAUGUGGGGCUUAGACAGGUGUCCAGGGUUUUUGUUCUCUGAUCCUGUGAAGGAAGCUGGCUAUGAUUUACAUUCAUUUCUGUCAUUCAAACCAAGAUGUAUACAGAUCUCCAUUUGAUGUUACAGUGUCACUGGCCAGGCAGUGAGCAGUGCCCAGACACCCUUUCUGAUCAGCCGCUGCACUGGGCUUCUGUGAUACAAAGCAGUGUACAUAUUUAUUUACUUUUCUGACUGUUGCCAACAGCCAAAUGCCAUUUUAUGUUCCUUGUAUUCAAUGCAUUACCAAAGAGGUGUUUGCACUUUGUAACGACACCCUUUCAGUUCAAAUAAAAGGGCCACGUUGUCAAGUGGAGAACCUGUUCUUUUUACUCUGA